This is a messenger RNA of Drosophila biarmipes, 2265 nucleotides long. RefSeq lists its product as uncharacterized. The record is from RefSeq and is a predicted model, not a curated record. NCBI's taxonomy places the organism in Eukaryota, Metazoa, Arthropoda, Insecta, Diptera, Drosophilidae. The transcript is spliced from 6 exons. Bases 1 to 2265 code for a protein of 754 amino acids.
AUGGUGGGGCUGAGCCGUAUCGGAUCGCGGCGACACCACAAGGUGCUUGCCCCCAACGGUGGCAAGUUGCUGGCUGCGAGUUGCCUGCUGCAAGUUGCAAGUUGCAAGAGGCCAGUUUGCAGCUGCAAGCUCAAAAGCGUCCCAACUGGAAUAAUGCCGCUCAUACGGGUACUGGCCGCCAUCGCCUGCUGUUGCCUCCUGGCGACCCACUGCAGCGGCGAGGAGGUCGAGGCGGCGGCCACCAAGGCCGCGGACAAGGUCGAGGCCAGCGCCACCGCCAAGCUGACCCCCAGCAUCGAGGAGGACUCCAAGAGCAAGACGGAGAAGCGCGACUCAUCGGAUCAGACAGGUGGCCCCUACCUGAGCCUCUCGAGCAAGGACCCGCCGUUCCGGCCGAUCUAUCCGCCCAGCAGCCACCACUUUGAGGCGGAGCCGCCGACGCCCAUCUUCGGGCCCACCACACUGCGCUACACGGCAGCGGAGGCGGCACCUCCGCCCACCUCCCCCCAGGCCUACUACGGACCGAAGGCGCCACCGCAGCACCGCUUCAGCUUCCAAGUGCCGCCGCAAGUGGAACCCUAUCAGCGGCAAGUGGCAUUCAAGCCGACUGCCGCACCUCUGCCGCCACCGCAGGCCCAGUCGAUUUUCAAUUACGGCGAGCUGGAGCCGGAGGCGGGCGCCACCGCGCCGCUGAGCCACCACCAGCACCAUUCCCAUCCCAAUCCCGGCCAGCAUUCCAAGUAUCUGCAGCAGCCGCCGCCGCAGCAGAAGUUGCAGCAGCGCAUCCAGUACAUCAUUGCCAUACCGCUGUCGUACAUGCGGCAGUUGCAGCAGCAGCAGCAGCAGCAGUUGCAGCAGCAACAACAGCAGCAGCAGCAGUUCCUCUACUCCCCAGCACCACCACCAGCCAGUGGCUCGAGCAGCACCACCAGCACGGCCCCACCAGCCCAGCAAUCCUCGCCCACCGGCAGGCAUCCGGUGGUGCAGUUGCUCGGAGGCCCCCUUGCCCGCGACCACCAGGGUCAGUACAAGCCGUACUACCAGUCGGAUGCCGCCAGUGCACCACUGGCCGGACCCACUGCACCGCUGAUCCACCAGCCCUACCUGCAAAUACCCACCAGCCUGCUCAUGGCCGCCGCCCAGCAGCUGCAGCAGCAGCACCACCAGCAGCAGCCCGUCUACGCCAAGGUGGCCGCACCACCAGCGCCACCCACCUACCAGCCCGCCCAGCUCCUCUACCAGCCGCAGGGGCACCACCAGCAGCCGCAGAUCCAGCUGCAGCUGCAGCGGAUCUUCCUGCAGCAGCCGCAGCCCCAGCAGUCCACCAUCUACGCGGAGCAGCCGGGUCCACUUUAUGCGUAUCCGCUGCAGCAGCAGCAACAGCAAUAUCAGAGGCCGCAGCAGCAACAGUCCUUGAAACAGUCGCAGCAGCAGCAGCAACAGCAACACAAAUACACGCCUGCAGCGCCCACGGCACCGACACCAUUGACAACAUCAACAACGAGCACGGCAGCAACAUCCGAGGCAGCAGCAGCAACGGCAACGGCAACACAUCAGGCUGCAGCGACGGCAACGCGCCAGCAACACUUGCCCCUGGUGCACUACAAUCCCAUUUACGUGCAGGCGCCCCCCGAGCAGCAGCAGCAGCAGCCACAGCAGCAGCAACACCAAUUUGCCAUAUUGCCACGUUUUAGCAAUAAUAACCCCAAGGCCGUCUACAGCAUGGCCCACGAAUCGGCGGCUCCGGCUCUUUCGCCCAUUCACGUGGUCAGAUUGUCGCCGGCGAACGGUCCUCCGAUCCAUCACUACCACCACUACCAGCCGACCUCGAUGUUGCAGCCGGUUUAUGCCCAUCCCCACGCGCCCCAUGCCCCGCAGCAAUAUGUGUCGUCCUAUGGGGCGGGCGAAGAAGGACACAAGUCGCAGGCACCCGUCGCCAUUUCCGGUUCCGGUUCCCUUUUAGCCGGACCCACGCCCUCGCCCCUGAUGACCGCAGGUUCGCAGCCGGCCAUUAUACCAUACUUCAGCCAUCCGGGUGCCGUGCAUUAUGGCACGCAUUUGUACCACCCGGGAGCGGCAACAGCAUUGGGUGCCACGGCAGCAACAUCGGGCGCAGGAGCAGCAGCAGCAGCAGCAGCAACAGGACCAGCAGGACACAGGGCAGGAGCAGCAGGAGCCAGGGCAGCUGGACCAAAGCAACAGACGACCGCAACAAGUGGGGGACAGCUGCCAGGUGACAGCAACAAUAUUGUGAAGUAUCCCUAA